Molecule: messenger RNA, 1443 nt
Organism: Ilyonectria robusta
Lineage: Eukaryota; Fungi; Ascomycota; Sordariomycetes; Hypocreales; Nectriaceae
Product: pseudouridine synthase
Exons: 4
Coding region: 1-1443 (480 amino acids)
Biological process (GO): snRNA pseudouridine synthesis; mRNA pseudouridine synthesis; rRNA pseudouridine synthesis
Cellular component (GO): box H/ACA snoRNP complex
Molecular function (GO): pseudouridine synthase activity; RNA binding
Source: RefSeq, a predicted model, not a curated record
AUGUCCAAGGAACUUGUGAAGAAGGGGUCGGAGGACGAGUACACCAUCAAGCCCCAGGCCGUGACACCUGCCAUUGACACGAGCGCGUGGCCGCUGCUCCUCAAGAACUACGAAAAGCUCCUGGUUCGAACCGGACACUUUACUCCCAUCCCCAACGGAUGCUCGCCUCUGAAGCGCGACCUCAAGUCGUACAUCAGCUCCGGCGUCAUCAACCUCGACAAGCCCUCCAACCCGUCCUCCCACGAGGUCGUCGCCUGGGUCAAGCGCAUUCUUCGAUGCGAGAAGACCGGCCACAGCGGAACCCUCGACCCCAAGGUUACAGGAUGUCUGAUUGUCUGCGUUGACCGCGCCACUCGUCUGGUCAAGUCUCAACAAGGUGCCGGAAAGGAGUACGUCGCCGUCAUCCGCCUGCACGACAAGCUGCCCGGCGGCCAGGCCCAGUUUGCCCGUGCCCUCGAGACCCUCACCGGUGCGCUCUUCCAGCGUCCCCCGUUGAUCUCGGCCGUCAAGCGCCAGCUCCGUAUCCGAUCCAUCUACGAGAGCAAGCUCAUCGAGUUUGACAAUGACCGUCACCUCGGUGUCUUCUGGGUCAGCUGCGAGGCUGGUACCUACAUCCGAACCCUCUGCGUCCACCUUGGUCUCCUCCUCGGUGUCGGCGGCCACAUGCAGGAGCUUCGCCGAGUGCGCAGUGGUGCUAUGGACGAGAACAAGGGCCUCGUCACCCUUCACGACGUCCUCGACGCCCAGUGGCAGAUGGACAACACCCGCGACGAGUCCUACCUCCGCCGUGUCAUCUCUCCCCUCGAAACUCUCCUGACCUCGUACAAGCGAAUCGUUGUGAAAGACAGCGCCGUCAACGCCGUCUGCUACGGUGCCAAGCUCAUGCUUCCCGGUCUCCUCCGAUACGAGGCUGCCAUUGAGCACCACGAGGAGGUUGUCCUGAUGACCACCAAGGGUGAGGCCAUUGCUCUGGGUAUUGCCCAGAUGUCCACCGUCGAGAUGUCGACCUGCGACCACGGCGUUGUCGCCAAGGUCAAGCGCUGCAUCAUGGAGCGCGACCUGUACCCUCGCCGCUGGGGUCUCGGCCCUGUCGCCCAGGAGAAGAAGAAGCUCAAGGCCGACGGCAAGCUGGACAAGUACGGCCGCGCCAACGAUGCCACUCCCGCCAAGUGGAGCACCGAGUACAAGGACUUCAGCGCGCCCGACGCCUCUGCUGCGGCCGCUGCUGCUGCUCCCGCCACCCCCGCGAAGGCUUCCGAGGACACCAAGAUGGAGGGAGCUGAUGCUUCUUCGCCCCCUCCUACAGAGGACAAGAAGCGCAAGAAGCAUGAGGGUGAGACUGCCGAGGAAAAGGCUGAGCGGAAGCGUCGGAAGGCGGAGAAGAAGGCAGCCAAGGCCGCCAAGAAGGGCAAGAAGGGGGAGGACAGCGAUGAGAGCGAUUGA